AUGUCCCUUCCCGAGAAGCAAUGGGCCCAGGUGGUCGAAAAGAAAGGUGGCCCGCCCGUGUACAAGGAGAUCCCCGUCCCCAAGCCCGGUCCCGAUCAGAUUCUCGUCAAGAUCCGCUAUACUGGUGUUUGUCACACCGACCUGCACGCUAUGAAGGGUGACUGGCCGCUCGAGGUGAAGAUGCCCCUCGUCGGAGGCCACGAAGGAGCCGGUGUUGUCGUCGCCAAGGGAGAACUCGUGACCGGCUUUGAGAUCGGCGACCAUGCCGGCAUCAAGUGGUUGAACGGUUCCUGCAUGGAGUGUGAGUUCUGCCGACAGGCUGAGGAGCCCCUCUGCCCCAACGCCAGCCUGUCCGGCUACACUGUCGACGGCACCUUCCAGCAGUACUGCAUCGGCAAGGCCACUCACGCCUCAAAAAUCCCCAAGGACGUCCCCCUGGACGCCAUCGCCCCCGUCCUCUGUGCCGGUAUCACGGUCUACAAGGGUCUGAAGGAGUCAGGUGCACGCCCCGGCGAGACCGUCGCGAUCGUUGGUGCCGGAGGUGGCCUGGGCUCGCUGGCGGUGCAGUACGCGAAAGCGAUGGGGCUGCGUGUUGUCGGCAUUGACGGCGGCGACGAGAAGAGAGAACUGUGCGAGAAGCUCGGUGCAGAGGCCUUUGUCGACUUCACCAAAUCCAAAGACGUCAUCGAAGACGUCAAGGCUAACACGCCCGAAGGCCUCGGCGCCCACGCCGUCCUCCUCCUCGCCGUCUCCGAACGGCCCUUCCAGCAAGCAACCGGCUACGUCCGCUCGCGUGGUAGCAUCGUCGCCAUCGGCCUGCCCGCCGACGCCUUCCUCAAGGCUCCCGUGUUCUCCACCGUCGUCAAGAUGAUCAACAUCAAGGGCAGCUACGUCGGCAACCGCCAGGACGGCGUCGAGGCGAUCGAAUUCUUCGCUCGCGGUCUCAUCAAUGCGCCCUUCAAGAAGGCUCCCUUGAAGGAUCUGCCAAAGAUCUAUGAGCUAAUGGAACAAGGCAAGAUCGCUGGUCGAUACGUUCUUGAAGUCCCCAAGUAA
This is a messenger RNA of Aspergillus clavatus NRRL 1, 1053 nucleotides long. RefSeq names its product zinc-dependent alcohol dehydrogenase. The record is from RefSeq and is a predicted model, not a curated record. Lineage: Eukaryota; Fungi; Ascomycota; Eurotiomycetes; Eurotiales; Aspergillaceae. Gene Ontology annotation, molecular function: oxidoreductase activity; zinc ion binding. Bases 1 to 1053 code for a protein of 350 amino acids. The transcript has 3 exons.